Messenger RNA from Aedes albopictus (Asian tiger mosquito), 1470 nucleotides. RefSeq lists its product as uncharacterized. NCBI's taxonomy places the organism in Eukaryota, Metazoa, Arthropoda, Insecta, Diptera, Culicidae. Bases 1 to 1470 code for a protein of 489 amino acids. The transcript is spliced from 3 exons. The record is from RefSeq and is a predicted model, not a curated record.
AUGGGAGAAACUUUUACUGGAGAGCAACCGAAAACACAUGCAGAACAUCACUUCCAAUCGGAACCAGAAUCGAGCAAUGCACGACGUUCGAUGAGCGAAAGUAACCUCAAGCUUCAUGACACUGUGCCAUUAGAAGUAAAGACGGCUGAUCUUGCAAACCAUCUUUCUGAAGGUAAACCGCUGUUAAACGUGCUGGGCGGUGAUUCUUCUGGAUCGAAAGCUGAACCACCUGUAACAAAAAGGCAGUGCCGUGAAACCGAACAGACCGGAAACAAUGAUUACGACGAGGACAGCGAUGAUGACGGUGAAGGGGAAGCUAAGCUGUUGAACGAUUUUUCCAUCAUGGAAUAUUUCGAACCAUACCGUAUUGAAGCUGUGAAUUUCGAGUCCGACUGUGAAGAUGCACCAGAAUGCCCUACCGUUGAUUCUGAUGCAGAGAAUGCUGUUCCGAGAUCGAUUCCGGGCAACGAUUUGGGAUUCAAGGAGCUGAAUGACAGUAACAUCGUCAAGAAAAGAAAAUGUACUGCAAGCUACAAUACUGUGAAAAACAAGGUGCUUAAGGUAAAGGGUGAGGAGUAUACUCGGUUCAACGGAAAAAAAGUUCCUGCUCGAGCUCGAAGAGUUAAACCAGCCUGUUUUUGCGCGAAACGCCAGUGCCACACGAAGGUCACUCAAGAGAUACGAGAGAAAGUUUUGAAAAAUUUUCUGAUGUUAACAUCUUCCGCGCAAAAUCAGUUUUUAUCGAACCAUAUGACGAUUUCUCCGGUCAAGUAUCACCGAGUUUUCAAUUCUAAACGAACAUUUUCGCACAAGUAUUUUCUCCCCGCCAUCGGAGGAAAUAUUCUGGUUUGCAAAGGUAUGUUCUGCGCUACAUUCGACGUUACAAACAAAAAAAUGAGGGUUCUGGCGACCAAAAAGGGCAAAAAAUCCGGCAUAAGUCUUGAUGAUGGACGGAUGACAAAUUCCUCGCAUAAUCGCCAAAGCGAUGAGGACAAAAAGAGAGUUGAAGAUCAUAUCAAAUCUUUUCCACUUCACACCUCCCACUAUGGUCGCGCCAAAUCUGACAAAUUGUAUUUGUCCAGUGACUUGAAUGUCACUAUAGUAUAUGACUUGUACGUACAGAAGUGUACGAAAGAGAACUAUCCGACCGUUCAUUAUAAUACGUUCCGGAAGAUUUUCAAAACUUUCAAUAUCAGUUUUCGAAGUCCGCAAGUGGAUACAUGUGGCGAAUGUGAUAAGCUUCAUGUGCUUAUCAAACAAAGUGCAGAUAACGAAAAACAAUCCUUUAUUUCGAUUCUCAAAGCACUCAAGCGAAAGGCCAGGAGGUGUAUGACAGGAAAAAUCAGGACGUACUUACAGCGAAGACCGACAAAACAGUCUGUACUGCAUCAUUUGAUCUCCAGAAGUGCUUGCCAACUCCGCAUUUGUUAUGUGGUCAAGCAUAUUACAGCCGACAGUUGUAUACUUUGA